This is a messenger RNA of Lobosporangium transversale, 494 nucleotides long. RefSeq lists its product as hypothetical. The transcript is spliced from 2 exons. The coding region runs from base 59 to 457 and encodes 132 amino acids. Lineage: Eukaryota; Fungi; Mortierellomycota; Mortierellomycetes; Mortierellales; Mortierellaceae. Gene Ontology annotation, cellular component: mitochondrion. Gene Ontology annotation, molecular function: oxidoreductase activity. The record is from RefSeq and is a predicted model, not a curated record.
UCUCAUUUCACAACAACAAUAACAACAACAAAAAAGAAACAUUCCUUUCCUUUUCAAAAUGUCAUUCCGGCUUCCGAAGAGUACCAUGAUUACCAUUUUUCAUGACCCUACCUGCAAGCUCUCAAAAGAAUCCUUGCGGCUUCUGAAGAGAGCAGCUAUUACACACAAGUUUGACGUGGAUGUGGUUCAAUCAAAGAAGAUCCCUCCAACGCAUGCUCAAGUAGCUGAUAUUAUUCGCUAUCUCGGCAAUGGAUCCGAGGCAAAAGGAGCAUCGUUGAUUCUCAAGGAGGAUGCUCCAAAGGUAUCCACUAUUAAAGAAGCGCAACUGGCUUUGGAUGGUAAACCAGGGUUAUUAAAGAAACCGCUGAUCGUCGACUGGGAUAAUCGCUUCGCCAUUGUUGCAGAUCCACCAUCAUUGGUCCAAACGUUUGUCGAUCAUAUCAAAGAUAGGAGAUAAUUAAUUUCAAUAACAAUCAUAAUGAUCACAUUAAUAG